CUCCGUAGUUGUGAACGCCUUUUUAACAGAGCUCCUCCCGGUCUCUCUUCUGGCUUUGUGCAUCUACCGAACUCCACGCUGCCGCUACCAAAUCUUGGAUACAGGGGCUGCUAAACAACAUUUAUAAAAAUAUAAAAAAUGGCUAUGCACGUACCGAAAGCACCGGGCUUCGCCCAAAUGUUGAAAGAUGGCGCAAAGCACUACUCUGGUCUGGAGGAAGCCGUGUUCAGGAACAUUCAAGCCUGUAAGGAACUGGCUCAGACUACACGCACUGCCUAUGGACCUAACGGUAUGAACAAGAUGGUGAUCAACCACCUGGAGAAGCUGUUUGUGACCAACGAUGCUGCUACCAUCCUCAGAGAGCUGGAGGUGCAGCACCCAGCAGCCAAGAUGGUGGUGAUGGCGUCCCACAUGCAGGAGCAGGAGGUGGGGGACGGGACCAACUUUGUCCUGGUGUUCGCUGGAGCACUGCUGGAGCUGGCUGAGGAGCUGCUACGAAUGGGGCUUUCUGUGUCAGAGGUGAUUGAGGGCUAUGAGCUAGCGAUGAAGAAGAGUCUGGAGCUCCUCCCAGAGUGCGUGUGCGCGUCGGCCAAGAACCUUCACGAUGUAGAGGAAGCCACCGCUAUGAUCCGCCCAGCUGUCAUGUCUAAACAGUACGGCAACGAAGACUUCCUGGCUAACCUCAUCGCUCAGGCCUGCGUCUCCAUCUUCCCUGAGUCUGGUAACUUCAGUGUGGACAAUGUCAGAGUUUGCAAGAUCCUGGGCUGUGGACUGACUUCGUCCUCAGUGCUCCAUGGGAUGGUGUUCAAGAAGGAGACGGAGGGAGAUGUCACGUCAAUCAAAGACGCCAAGAUCGCAGUCUUCUCCUGCCCCUUCGACUGCAUGGUCACAGAAACCAAGGGUACAGUGUUGAUAAAUAAUGCGGAGGAGCUCCUUAACUUCAGUAAAGGAGAGGAGGAUAUGAUGGAAGCCCAAGUCAAGUCCAUCGCUGAGGCAGGCGCCAACGUAGUGGUGACCGGUGGCAAAGUGGCGGACAUGGCACUGCACUACGCCAACAAGUACCAGCUCAUGGUCGUCAGGCUGAACUCUAAAUGGGAUCUGAGGAGACUGUGUAAGACUGUUGGCGCUGUGGCCCUACCUAGACUGACCCCUCCUACUCCAGAGGAGAUGGGCCACUGUGACAGUGUCUACCUGGAUGAGGUGGGAGACACUCAGGUGGUGGUCUUCAAACACGAGAAAGAGGACGGUGCCAUCUCCACCCUGGUAAUUAGAGGAUCCACUGACAACCGGAUGGAUGAUAUCGAGCGGGCCAUCGACGACGGGGUCAACACCUUCAAGGUUCUGGUCAGAGACAAGAGACUGGUGCCGGGUGCCGGAGCUACGGAGAUAGAACUGGCCAGACAGAUCACUUCAUACGGAGAGUCGUGUCCAGGUCUGGAGCAGUAUGCCAUUAAGAAGUUUGCUGAGGCAUUUGAGGCGGUGCCCAGAGCGUUGGCAGAGAACUCUGGCAUCAAGGGAAACGAGCUCAUCUCCAAAUUGUACGCCGUGCAUCAUGAGGGCAACAAGAACAUGGGCUUUGACAUCGAGGGAGAGGGUGCUGCUCUGAAGGACAUGCUUGAAGCUGGGAUCCUGGAGCCUUUCCUGGUCAAACACUGGGGCAUCAAACUAGCUACCAACGCUGCCAUCACCGUGCUCCGAGUAGACCAGAUUAUCAUGGCUAAGCCAGCAGGUGGGCCCCGGGCUCCUAAACAGCAAGGCCACUGGGACAAAGAUGAGGGAGACGAGCCUGAACACUUUGAUACACACCACUAACCUUCCUGAACAGGACAGAAUACGCACUGACAGAUCAUCAUGGCCAAACCGGCAGGCGGGCCCAAAGCCCCCACAGGCAAGAAAGACUGGGAUGAAGAUGACUGAAGAUGACCACCUAACCCCCGUCACUAUGCCCCCCCCCCACCCACCCUGUUUUUUUUCUAUGUUUUUAUUUAAAGUCCAAAGCGUUUGGCGUGUUGUGUAGGCACCCACCGUCCUGCGUGGUUACUGUACGAUGGAAGGAGAGAUGACAUGGAUGGAUUGAUUGAUGGCACUCUAUUGCUUUUUAUGUUCUCCACUCAAAUAAAAGGCACUUCAUUCCUGUCA
Messenger RNA from Salmo salar (Atlantic salmon), 2139 nucleotides. Lineage: Eukaryota; Metazoa; Chordata; Actinopteri; Salmoniformes; Salmonidae. The record is from RefSeq and is a predicted model, not a curated record.